This is a messenger RNA of Suhomyces tanzawaensis NRRL Y-17324, 1096 nucleotides long. RefSeq lists its product as uncharacterized. The record is from RefSeq and is a predicted model, not a curated record. The coding region runs from base 160 to 927 and encodes 255 amino acids. NCBI's taxonomy places the organism in Eukaryota, Fungi, Ascomycota, Pichiomycetes, Serinales, Debaryomycetaceae. The transcript has a single exon.
UCGUUGUGUCAAACUGAGAGUUGGACCAGUGUCUUGCUGACAGUUUGUUUCAUUUCAGUGGUGCUUCUGCUGUGAUAUUUGGUUUGUGUUUCAUGGCGAGCAUUGGCCGAAGACACUAUUGCUCAGGGCUCUUUUGGUGCCGCUAAUGGCAACAGUCCUAUGCAAACUCGUAUCCAGAGUGCUCAGUAUGCUUAUCAUAUUCUUCGCUGGCUUUAUUGCUUGUUACUGGCUUUGAAUUUCCUGGAUUCCAAAAUUCUCAUUUCGCAGCCGCAUCUUUUUCACUUUUGCAAUAAUUUCACAAUUUUCACAAAGAAGACAAUGAAAACUAGAUACACCAUUUCAUACCUUCUAAAACUUCAGCAUAACUCCAAAAUCAGACUACACUGCCCUGAACUCUUCCAAAAGAGGCGUUCUAUCUCUCAGCACAAACAUUUCCACCACCGAACCAGAAACACCGCUCCAAGGUUAGCAUUCCAUCCCAACGAGGUACAUGUGAUUCCUGAAGGUUCUCGAAUUGUCCGCGUGGAUCCUGGCAUGCCUAUUCCCUAUGGAGCAAUACCACUUCUGUUCUUGGGCUAUCCAGGAGCUGCAAGGGUUUUUGUGUACAAUCCAGUCGGCGCCCCUACCCACCUCAAUCAGCUCGAGAAAGCCCAGGAAGAGCAGAAACAGUUGUUUCGAAACAAAGAAAAUAUUCCUCUACAGACGUGGCCAGGUUCUGAGACAUUCCCUGAGUACAACUGUGGAUUUUACGGCACAGAACCACAAGUUGCAAUAGAUUUAACCAGCCUAGGUUACGAUAAAAGAAAGAACGAAGACAGAAGUCCGGGUGAGACUGAAAGAAUCCAGGAAAACCAGUCGGAUGCCUCCAACAGCCAAUCUACCUGGUCCUCUAGUGACAUUCAGAUCCAGCUUCCCCUGGUGUAUUGACGGAAGGGAAGGUUGGGUGCCGUUGCAGACUACUUCACAAGCAACUAUAACCAAAUAAUAGAGUUAAGUAGAGCCAGCUCUCUGCAAGCCACUAGUACCUGCUAAUUGUGACCACUCAGUACCAACUAUGAACCAUUCAUUAGAGCAACUAGAUGGACUGCAAAAACGG